This is a messenger RNA of Strongyloides ratti, 273 nucleotides long. RefSeq lists its product as hypothetical. Gene Ontology annotation, cellular component: cytoplasm; Ragulator complex. The transcript is spliced from 2 exons. The record is from RefSeq and is a predicted model, not a curated record. NCBI's taxonomy places the organism in Eukaryota, Metazoa, Nematoda, Chromadorea, Rhabditida, Strongyloididae. The coding region runs from base 1 to 273 and encodes 90 amino acids.
AUGAGCAAUUUACUAGAAACAGAUGCUGAAAAAAUUUUUCAAAAAAAUGAAAAUAUUCAAGGAAUUUUACUAACAGAUAAACAUGGAUAUCCUGUUUUUUGCAAUGGAACUUGCACUCAAAAUGCUGCAGGUGCAAUAUCAGAAAUUCAAAGGAUGGCAGAAAGUUUAGAAACAUCUAAAAUUAAGCAUAUAAAAUUUGAAAAUCCCAUUAGUAAUUUUAUUAUCACCUCAGAUGAUUUACUAACCUUAGCUAUCCAUCAAAAAAGGAAGUAA